GAAAACAAGUGUCAGUCAUUGACUGUUGUUGACACGAUCAAACACAAUUCUAAAUGCAGGACAUAGGCACAAAACGCAGUUGCUUUUAGAUUUGACCAGGCCCUGGACCAGGCCUACACUCAACGUCAGAAGCAACGUAAAGAUUGAAAAAUAAAAAUGGCUUUGGUACCUUGGACAUAUAAUAAUCCCAGGAUUCAACGCUCAAACUGCAGGGAACAAACAUACACGUUUUGUAACAAGAAUGUAACUGUUUAUCAAGAUACAGAGAAGGAAAUCAACGUACACAAUAAUACUGCUUUCAAAAUGUGGGAUGGUUCAUUCCUACUUGCAAAGUAUCUUGAAAAUAAAUGUUUAGGUGAUAGAACUAAUUCAUUUUUAAAGAAGAAGAAUUGUAUUGAAUUAGGUGCGGGUUGUGGCCUUGUUGGCAUAGUAACGUGGUUACUAGGGGCAAAUGUCACUCUGACAGAUAUGGACACUGUUGUCAGCUUCACAGAAAACUGUGUCGCUAAAAAUAUCGGCCAUCUUACAGAAGAACACGCAGAACUAAAUGCAAAUAUCAAUGUGAUGGAACUAACUUGGGGAAAGAAAGAUCUUGACGAUUCCAGAUUCUGUGCUUAUGACAUAAUAUUGGGAUCAGACAUUGUGUAUAGUCCUGAUAUAAAACUCAAUGAGAUGUUGAUAUCAACAAUGGAGAGUUUGUGGAAGGAGGAUACGGUGUUUAUCCUUUCCUAUAAGCCUCGUAGUUUGGGUGAAAAUAUAUUCUUUGACAUGUUAUCAGAGAGAAACUUCGCGACUCAUACGAUUCCAUCUACCCAACAUCCCAAAGAAUUCUCGGGAUCAGAUUACUCAAUAUUUCACAUCACAAGAUGACAAAUAAUGAAAUGGUAUAGAGAAAGUAGGCCUUGUCAAGCCCUUUCUACGAUCUGCGAUUUCCUUAAUAACAGAAUAAAGUAAUAAUAAACACAUAAUAGUUGAAGUUAUACUAUAGGUGUACACAGUGUACGUAGUUCGAAAGUUUUUUCCCUUACAAUGUCAUCCUCCUAAGCAGGUGUCCAGAAUCCGUACCUCCUUCUUCCCGGUAAAAUAAAGAAUAUAUCCCUGUGAUCGGAGGUUGUAACAAUGUUCAAUAAGUGAUACUAGUAACAUAUAUUGCAGAUUUAAAAUCAAUAUAUUUGUGUAAAGUGUUGGUUAGGCAGUUGCCUCGCUAGUCUCUAAUCUGGUUAGACA
This is a messenger RNA of Owenia fusiformis, 1227 nucleotides long. The record is from the annotation of a GenBank genome assembly. NCBI's taxonomy places the organism in Eukaryota, Metazoa, Annelida, Polychaeta, Sabellida, Oweniidae.